AUGAUUCCUGGUAACCGAAUGCUGAUGGUCAUCCUACUAUGCCAAGUCCUGCUAGGAGGUACUAACCAUGCUUUGAGGAGGAGGAGGGGGGGGGUUUACUUCUCAUCCUGA
Balearica regulorum gibbericeps (East African grey crowned-crane) is the source of this 111-nucleotide messenger RNA. NCBI's taxonomy places the organism in Eukaryota, Metazoa, Chordata, Aves, Gruiformes, Gruidae. The record is from RefSeq and is a predicted model, not a curated record.